UAACCAUUUCAGACGAGAGAGCGAGAGGAAAUAGAAGGAUUGUCUCCGAACUAAAGAUUGAAACGGAAAGCUUUUCAAGUCAACUCUUAACAAACCAAUAAAGAAAAACAUUUAGAAGUUUUUGGAAUUGUCAAGAAAAAAAACAACAAACAAUGAGUGAAAGCGGUAUGCCGUCGACUUCUGCUUGUGAACAACAAGCCUUAGAAAGAGAGACCCUAAAGCUCCAACGGAUCCUGAAAGAAGUCAAUAGGAUGUCAAUAGAGAGACAGACUCUAAUAAAAUCAAAUGAGGAGUUGAGGAUCCAACUUACAAACAUACAAAAAGCCACGGUUGAGAAAGACAUGCUGCUUAGCGAGAAAGAGGAGGACUUUAAAAAGGUGUUCGACCUCAACAAAAUUUUAAAAGAGGAAAACAACAAACUGGAGCAGAAAACUACCGACUUGGGCCAGAAAAACACUGCCCUGGAGAUUGAAAAAACUGCCCUGGAGAAGGAAAAAACUGCUGUAGGGCAGAAAAGCACCACCCUUGAACAAGUAAACGCUGCUCUGGAAAAGGAAAAGACCAAUCUGGAACAGAAAAUCGCCACCCUGGAGCAGAAGAAUAGUGCCUUGGAGAGAAAAAACACUGCCCUGGGUCAGAAAAGCACCACCCUGGAGCAAAUAAUCACCACGCUGAAGGAGGAAAACACCGCCCUUCAGGGUCUGGAAAACACUGCCCCAGAGAAGGACAAGACCACCCUGGAGAAAACAGAGUGUUUUUCUUUUUCCUUAGAAAAGGAAAAACAUACCCUGACGCAGAAAAACAGCACCCUGGAGACAGAAAAAACUGCUCUGAAGCAGAAAAUCACUGCCUUGGAAAUGGAAAAAAAUACCCUGGAGCAGGAAAAAACUGCCUUAGAGCAAAAGAAUAGUGCCCUGGAGGAGGAAAACACCACACUGGAGGAGAAAAUUACUACCUUAGAAAAAGAAAACCAUACUCUGGAGCAUAAAAAAAAUUAUAUAAAACAUAAAAAUAUCACCCUUGAGCAAGUAAAGUUCGCCCUGGAGAAGGAAAACUACGCCCUGGUGGAUGAAAACAGGACCUUGGAGAAGAGAAUGGCCACCCGGAAGGAGGAAUGUACCGCACUGUCGGAGAACAACGCCACAUUGGAGCAGGAAAUAUGUGACUUAGAGAAAAGAAUUGAAGCCCUGGAGCAGGAAAACUCCAGACAGUGGCACAAAAACACCUCUCUGGAGCAGGAAAAAACUGCUCUGGAACAGAAAACCACCACAAUGGAGCAAAUUACCACUGCCUUGGAGCAGAAAAUCGCCGCCCUGGGUCAGAAAAACACUGAACUGGAGCACGAAAACACUGCCCUUCAGGGUCUGAAAAACAAUUCCCUGGAGAAGGAAAUGACCAACCUGGAGCAGAAAAUCACUGCCUUAGAAAAGGAGAGAAAUACACUGGAGCAGGAAAAUACUGCCUUAAAGCAAAAGAAUAGAGCCCUGGAGCAGGAAAACACCACACUGGAGCAGGAAAACACCACACUGGAGCAGAAAAUCACUUCCUUAGAAGAGGAAAUCAAUACUCUGGGGCAUAAAAAAAAUUAUAUAAAACAUAAAAAUAUCAUCCUUGAGCAAGCAAAGUUCGGCCUGGAGAAGGAAAACUACGCCCUAAUGGAUGAAAACAGGACCUUGGAGAAGAGAAUGGCCACCCGGAAGGAGGAAUGUACCGCACUGUUGGAGAACAACGCCACCUUGGAGCAGGAAAUAUGUGACUUAGAGAAAAGAAUUGAAGCCCUGGAGCAGGAAAACUCCAGACAGUGGCACAAAAACACCUCUCUGGAGCAGGAAAAAACUGCUCUGGAACAGAAAACCACCACAAUGGAGCAAAUUACCACUGCCUUGGAGCAGAAAAUCGCCGCCCUGGGUCAGAAAAACACUGAACUGGAGCACGAAAACACUGCCCUUCAGGGUCUGAAAAACGAUUCCCUGGAGAAGGAAAUGACCAACCUGGAGCAGAAAAUCACUGCCUUAGAAAAGGAGAGAAAUACACUGGAGCAGGAAAACAAUAAACUUGAACAGGAAAAAACUGCUCUCGGACAGAAAAGCAACACCCUUGAGCAAGCAAACACCGCCCUGGAGAAGGAAAACACCGCCCUGAAGCAGUUAAACAUUGCCCUGAAGCAGGAAAACAACGACCACGGUCAGAAAAACAACUCCUUGGAGCAGGAAAAAACUGCUCUAGGGCAGAGAAACACCACCCUGGAGCAGAGAAACACCGACAUGGCACAGAAAAUCACUGUCUUGGAAAAGGAAAGAAUUACCCUGAAGCAGGAAAUCUUUACUUUAAAGCAGGUAAACGACAUCUUGGAAGAGGAAGGCAACUUUUUUGAGCGUGAAAAAAUCUAUUUUGAGGAGAAAUACCUCUUUUUGGAGCAAAUAAACGCGGCCCGGAAGCAGAAAUGCGCUGCUCUGGAGCAAAAAAGCUCAGCAUUGGAAAAAAUAAUCGACGCCUUGGAGCAGGAAAAGGCUGCCGUGGAGGAGAAAAGCGCUGCCUCGGAGCAUAUGCGCACUGUGCUGCAGCUUGAAUUAGAAAAUCUGAACCAUUGUAUGAGGAAAAAAAUGGAACAGCAGAACCAGGAGACAUCAGAAGAAGAAACCCAGGAAAACAUCCAGCCAGUUUCAGAACAGCCACAAGAGCAGGCGCCUAUAUUGAAACGUGCGAUCGGAGGCUGUAUUGACACUCUCAGAUACUGGACUGAAAUAUUCUACUUUUAAGUAAAGAAGUGUCAUAAGGGCUCCAGGCUUCACACUUGAUUAUCGGUGGCAGUGGAAUGGACAACAGGAGGACAACAGGACUGCGGUGUCAGGGGAAGCUUGACACUAGGGGGCUGAUAGCGGAAGAGCUUAAUGCUUGAAAGAUGUUGGCAGGAGAGCUUGAGGCCCGCUGGACUGCUGAGUCCAUACCGAGUCCUGUUGGUCUCCAGGCUGACCUCCAGGGCUUUGUAGCGAGUCCUGUCGUUCUCCUGGCUGACCUCCAGAGAUUCGUAGCGAGUCCUGUUGAUCUCCUGGCUGACCUCCAGAGAUUCGUAGCGAGUC
Messenger RNA from Gambusia affinis (western mosquitofish), 3080 nucleotides. Its product is annotated as girdin-like. The coding region runs from base 153 to 2759 and encodes 868 amino acids. Lineage: Eukaryota; Metazoa; Chordata; Actinopteri; Cyprinodontiformes; Poeciliidae. The transcript has a single exon. The record is from RefSeq and is a predicted model, not a curated record.